AUGUCCUUCCCGUCCGCAUGCCGGCACACCCUCCACCCUCACCUCCUCCGCCACCCCACCAUCCGCAUCCGCCUCCCCACCACCGCUCGCGCCUACACUUCUCGCCGCGGCGCCGACGAAACCACCCUCGCCUCCGCAAGGCACAACCCCCGUCUCUCGGGCCCCUCGCUCGGCCAUCUCAUCACAGAGCUCAGCGCCACGACGCCGGACAUGCUCAGGGACGGAGUGAGAAGGGAAGGCCACACGAUGGGUGAGGAGCAGAGGACCCUGGCGCGCAACGUCGCUAUCGGCACUGUGGGGCUGCCGCUUGCUUUUGGGGGUGUGGUUGUAGGUGUGGGGUGGCUUUGGGGCUCUGACGGUGGGGGUUGA
Messenger RNA from Letharia columbiana, 369 nucleotides. RefSeq lists its product as uncharacterized. NCBI's taxonomy places the organism in Eukaryota, Fungi, Ascomycota, Lecanoromycetes, Lecanorales, Parmeliaceae. The transcript has a single exon. Bases 1 to 369 code for a protein of 122 amino acids. The record is from RefSeq and is a predicted model, not a curated record.